Molecule: messenger RNA, 7260 nt
Organism: Harpegnathos saltator (Jerdon's jumping ant)
Lineage: Eukaryota; Metazoa; Arthropoda; Insecta; Hymenoptera; Formicidae
Exons: 15
Coding region: 1795-4869 (1024 amino acids)
Biological process (GO): signaling
Cellular component (GO): glutamatergic synapse; postsynaptic specialization
Molecular function (GO): molecular adaptor activity
Source: RefSeq, a predicted model, not a curated record
ACGUUCAGAUCUUCGUCGAGAUUCGUCGCGCAACCGGUUGACUUCACGCCGGUCGAACGGCUAAGCUCGCUGCUGUCGAACGUGCCGUCCGAGCUCGCCGCUUCCUCAUUCUACAUCGCGACGUCGCGUCCCGGGCUCGUAAAAAUCGUGACAGUUUUCGGGACGCGCUUUUCGCAGAGCUGAGAGUCUAAGAAUAACCGCGCGAGUGACAGGAGGGUAUCCGUUCGUCGUAGCGACGCUUCGCGAUUUCGCUCGCGAUGUUAUCACCGAUGUCGCGGAUCUCCUUCGAUGCCGCGCGCGCGAUAAGAGGAGCCUCUCCGCGACAGAUAAGAGCGACGCGCGUCUCACACGCAAGCCUCGUCGUUCGCUCGCGCCACACGCAGUGGCAGUCGCCGCCUGUCCACGACCGCGUGAGCAUCUUUCGAAACGUCCUCGCCUACGCCGCGCGCAUCGCUUCACCUACAAGUCGCGCGACACAAUAGCGACUUGAGCCGACCCGACGACGCGAAUCUCACACAAGGAACACACGGGAAGAAGGACGGGAGCGAGAAAUUGGCACAGGUGGAGAUUACAGCGGUGACGGCGGCCGCGGGUGCCCCGAAAGGUCAGAAGCAACGGGGAAGCACCGCGGAGAUCUCGCGACACGGUCUAAGCACAGCCUCGAUUUCUCACCGGACAGCGGGCGUGCGCACGCGCACAGGCGGACAAUUCAAUUAGGAGCGCGUAGGCGGAUCGCAAGCUCGUUCGCUCCGACAGAUAAUUACGUCGUGCAGUCCUACGUGGGAUGAAUGAACGUGACCCGCGCGCAUUUUUCCCUUCCUCCCGAGUCGCGACGCUGGGAGAGAGGGCGACAGAGGGAGAGAGAGAAGAAGCGGAGCGAAACGAAAGAAGAGGAGCGGGGGGGGAGGAGCGUGCGUACGUCGCGCGAGCGCGCUCGUAAAUCGAGCGAACUGAAACGUCCCGUUGCCGCCGCGGUGUGGACGCCGCUUUAAAAGCGCAUCCGCGACGAGCAGCGCUCCCGGCCGCCAAGGGCCGCGGCCUUUCUUGCGAUACCGAACACCAAGGGGAGAAGUCCCCCGGUCCGCGAGGACGACCUUCCUCUUCCUGCGGCCGAAGAAGCCUGCAACGCCAACUGCCAAGCGACUUUGUGAUCCCCCGAAAUCGAUCGAGAUCCGCGAGAUCGUCCGCCCGUAUACGGGAUGCGCGUGGGCGUCGUGUGCGUGUGCAUGCGGGGAAGUGCGAGGUUCACGAGUGCGUAUCGAUCAUCGCGGGGCUCACGGGGGAACGUAUCGCGACGUUCGUGACAGUUGCGCGACGUUGCGCGGACAUGUAACGGUUUAUUCGUCGAGAUCACUCGCGCGCUUCUUUUCCACACAGGGCCGUAGCGCGCGCGUGCGCGCGCGCGCAUGCGCGCGACCACCGCCGUAGCUUUCGAAUUUGCAAUUUUACACGAGCGGCUACUUUGUAACGUAUUUUUCUCUCUGGCUCCGUCACGGUGAGCGUGCGCGCGGACUUUUCGUCUCUCGCGGUCCUCCUCACGAGCGGCACCGAGGAAGACAAGGAAGACGAGUAGGCGGACGAAAGAAAAAGUGCAAACGCCGGAGUGGCGGGGAAUAAAAAGUGCGAGGAGAUGACGAGAUCGGACGAGUCCCGUGAGGCGUGAGGCGGCGGCGGUUCCGUCGUGAUGAAUGCUGGAAGAGGUAUACGGAGGGUGAGCCGUCGGACGGAAACGAGGACGAUUGAUUCGGGUACGCGUCCGUCCGCCAUCGCCGCUUGAAUCGCGCGCGCUUCGUCAUGGAGAGGCGGGGAGGCGGGGAGGCGCGGCCGAAGAUCGAGAUCGUGCGCGUCUCGUCCAUCGAGCGGAGCAACUUCCGGCCGUUGGACGGGGUGCAGCUGCGCGCGACCUACAGCCACGUGCGCGUGGGGACCUACUGCCCGGAACCGGAAGCCAAGCUGGCCGAGAGCAAGCCGCCGAUCGAACAGCAAACGCGACGCUUCAAGAAAAACUUGGGACCAGUAUCAAGACUGCUGAGACGUCGUCAUCAGGCGACAUGCCUUGCCACCAAAUCCUGUGAUAACAUUUAUAGCGUGAAUAGAAAUAGUAAUUCCCUGGAUUGGAGGGUCGGCCAAAACGCCAACGAGCAAGGUUUGCAAGCCAGACAGAGCAGCAGCCUGGACUGGAGGGUAGGACGGUCCGUCACUUUCGGUUCCAACAGGCUCCACUGGCGGGACGCGACGCGGAGCGCCGAGCAGCUUUCCCGAAGCGCGCCUCUCACUUCCGAUCAUCUUCAGACGCCGAGCACGAGAUCGAAACUCGUGUCGCUGCUGAGGCGACUUUCUCCACGCCUGUCCCGUCCCGGAAGCAAGGGCUCGCUGCAGUCGUCGCCGACGAUUUGUCCCUGGGUCCAAGUCGAAUAUUCGACGGAAUCGAUCGAGGCCGGCAGGCGGGAGGAGUCGCAGGAGAGUGACGCCAGCUUCCAGCAGGAGCUGCAACUGAACGAGCUGCGGAAGCGAAUGGCCGGGAUCGCCUCCACGUCUCAGGUCACCACGAAGAGUGCGAGGGAUGGCGCGAGACAGCAGAGCCUGCCACGACCCAGGAUUCACGUGCAGGAACCCGAUUCCGAGUGCAAUCACCGCGUGCGCAGAGCUGUGCACGAGGGCCGCGUGGACGAGGAUCGGCGAGGAAGCGGGCAGCCGUGCGGGGGCGGCGAGGUGGCGGGCCUGGAAGACGUCGACGACUCCUGCACCGCGACGGUGACGUCGUCGGUACCCGGAGCCGGCGGCAUCCGCUCGCACCGACGUAACAGGCCGCUCUCCCUGGCCGUCCAGCCUCUCAACUAUCACCGCCUCGACCCGGACCACAAGACAGCCGCGGAGAUCGCCGCCAGGCACCAUCACCCUAACAUGACCAGCCAGGAGAGUAUCGGCAGCUGCAGCCUGGACGUCGACCGCUCCGCGUCCGACCGAUCAGAAAACACUGUGGACUCGGUGUCCGAGAAGACCCUGCACAGCCUGAACUUGUCGUGCAACGGUGAGCCGGUGUCGUCAGCUGAGAACUUGGCGAACGGCAGCAGCGAGACGCUACAGAAGUCGCACCUCAGCCCCGAUGACAAGCUGAACGUCAGCAAUGGUCCACGGGGCAGCCCCGAGCCGGAGCAGCUGACAGCGAAGAAACCUAGUUACUUGGGUCUGGCGUGCAGCAUAAGCGGUUACUCGGGCAUCACCAGGUACGACAGCAAGCUGAGGGAAGGAUUCCGCUCGAGAGACAGCAGCCCCGGCGCAAGAUUGAUCACGAGGGACACGAGUCCUGCAGGUUUCAAAUCCAACGAGAAUCUCAGUGUUCCGUCGCAGUAUCAUCCGCCUAAGAGUCACUCGAUAUCGCCGUUAGCGAUGGACCGGCAAAAUGGAUUCGCCAACGGCGUGAAGGAGGAGUGCAAGGUCGAGACGUACAUAGAGACCAGAAGCUCGAUCACGAUAUGCCAAGACUACUCGGAGGUUGACAAAGGAGUGUCGUUGCACACGGCGUUUCCCGACCUCAGCCCCAUCAGGACGAGCGCUUCCGUCAGCAAGCAAAGCCCCGCCGGGAGGUCGCCGAUGAUGUCCUGCGGUCAACAGGACAAGACCUUCCCGGCGAGUUUCUCCUCUCCCAAGCAGCAGCAGCAGCAGGGUAUCAGUAAUCUCUCAAGUACUUCGUUCAGCGACACUAAUAUUCUAAACGGCUUGACGACCGAAGUCGAGAGCCAGGUGCUGAACACCUCGUCGAGCAGCGAGAAGUCCUUCAUUCAGCAGCGGGUGGAGCGGCUCUACGGCCCAGGUGCUUUAGCGCAGGGUUUCUUCUUCAAACGCAGCACCACUAAGCUAAACGCCACCAGCGACAGUAGUUUCAAUAAGUCCAGUAACAAUAAUAAUAUCUCGACAGACAACGCAAACACAGACGAGUCGUUGAAGAAUCUGCCGGUCUUGCGGCACCUGCGCCCGGAAUUCCGGGCGCAGCUCCCUGUAGUUAGCACCAGAAAGCCUACUGAUGGUACGGAACAGAUCAUCAAGCCUCUGCAGAGGGUAAUACCGGCGACACGGAAGGUCGAUCCGAAGAGCCCCGCGACUACGAAUUCGCAGAACAGCGUGACAAGGAGGAUCCCAGUAGUGAUCGCGGAGAGCGAUACGUCGAAACGCGACACCGCGAGUAUAACUGAUCAGCAGCCGGCCGCGCCGAAGGUGGUGUUACCCGUGUUGGAACCCAGCGCCAGCUCGACGAACAUAGCGAAGCAGGCUCAGGAGGCGGAGAAGGCGGUCGAAGAGAAGGACGGGCAUUAUUUCAUGAAGUUGCUGAAGCAGGAGACGGACAGGUUGCUCUCGCUGGCUGCAUCUGCCGAGGCCGAAUUAGCUAGCGGCGACACCGUUGCGCUGCCGGAGGAGGCGGCCGGUAAACUAAGAUCGGCCGCGGGCAAAGCUAGACUGUUGGCUUCUCAGAAGAUGCAGCAAUUCGAGGGAUUGUGUCAGAAGAAUAUCAAUCAGGUGCCGGGUGAGGAAUUCCCGACGACGAACGAGGACUUGGCCGGCUUCUGGGACAUGGUGAUGCUGCAGGUGGUUCAAGUGAACGAUCUCUUCGAUCAGAUUGAGAAGCUGCGGAAGUCACAGUGGCAAGAGAUCGUGCCGGACAAGAAAGCUGCGCCAGCCUCGCAGAACGGCAAGCGCCGAGUCAUCCCGCUCCACAAAGCGAAGCCGACCGCGAACAGCGAGGCGAGCAGAAAGGCGCGGGAGGCGAGGGAGCAGGCGCGGCGGCAGCUGAUCGAAGAGCGGAGACGAGCGAUGCGCUCUAACGCGCAGAACACCGACAGUUCCGUCGAGAUCUUCGCCCCCGAGACGUAACGGCGAACAACGGCGCGCUCCGAGUCGGGACUCGGAACAAAUGAUGAGAAACGAUCGACCGGCACUGUAGAGAGAGAGAAAGAGAGAGAGAGAGAGAGAGAGAGAGAGAGAGAGAGAGAGAGAGAGAGAGAGAGAGAGAGAGAGAGAGAGAGGGCCCUCGUAAGAAAUAUUAACGCGUGUAGAUUGUGACGUAGGAUUGAGCGCCGCGUCGCGACGCGGUCACACCUCGAAUGAGUCCCGAAGUGUGAGGUGACGCGCGAGGAGCUACAUAAGAGGGGGCGGAGAAGAGGAACAGAAAGGAUCACAUGUCGCUAUGCGAUCAGCUUCUGCGAAAAUCAAAGCUGCUUAUUAUUACUACUUACUGCUAUUACUACUACUAUUACUAUUACUAUUACUACUAUUACUAUUAUUAUUAUUAUUUUAUCAUCAUUGUUCGAUGUCUCAUCCUUCGCAUGCGAGCUGAACGCGAAUCAGACGCAGCGAGGGAGGGACAAGUAUCGAGAGCGAAUCGGAUCAGAGAUCGCACGUUGGGGUUACUAAAGAGAGUUUUGCGUUACAAACGCGGCAAGGGAAAGAAACCACGACUCGGAAGCGAAGGUCUCGUUUCUCUGGUCCAGUUUCAACGCGUCGCGCAUCAACGUCCCGAAUGUCCCAACAAUAACGCGACGAUCACGGCGCGUCGCGUCACGUCCCUCUUGUCCAUAGAGAUAUUUUGUAACGGAACGCGAGAUGGAUACUCGCCGUGGCGUCUUGUCGAAUCGUUUUUCUAUGUUGUGCGCCGGACAAGCACUGAUUAACUUAUAUUUGUACAAGCUGUAGUGGAAGAGAGAGAGAGAGAGAGAGAGAGAGAGAGAGAGAGAGAGAGAGAGAGAGAGAGAGAGAGGACAGCGUGAGAACAGCCGCGGAAUGCGGCGGCCACGAUGAGGAAUCAGGUGAACGCAGUAUCGUGCGAAGAACUUUUACCGAUGAUCGAAGUCAGUCGCCCUCCACGAGGUCUAGGGACAGUGUUUAGGUUAGAAAUUCAGCUAGGAGAGAGAACCGACGAUCGAAGUGUUGGACGACCUUCCGUGCGACUCCAUCACACGUGUGACGACGGCUUGUUUUCUAACGUGGACGACCGACGUACGGAUGUCUUCUCGAGCAGAUUCCGUCGCGACAGCUCACGAUUCUUCUUAAUCUAGACGAUGCGAUCUGUCGUGUAGUUUAUUAUGUAUGUAAAUAGAAUUAACGAAUAUUCACAAUCGCACGAGGCCGAUCUUACGUUGGGCCGAGUGUUGGCCUAAUAGCUUUUUCUAUUGAAUAUCGACAAAGUUUCCCAGUUGAGAGAGAUGCUGUCAAUAACAGACGAGAGUAAAAAGAUUCCUAUUAUUCUUAUUAUUCUUAUCAUUACAGUCACUGCGAUGAAACUUUAUUAUUAUUAUUAUUAUUAAUAUUUUAUUUUAUAAUUAUAAUUGUAAACGGUUACACUCUAAUCUCCCGCGCGAAACGUGGUCGUAUAAGUUAUUCUCCUUGGCGAUGAUGUUGUUAAUCGUCAAUUAAUCUCUCUUUCUCUCUCUCUCUCUCUCUCUCUCUCUCUCUCUCUCUCUCUCUGGAGCGUUUGCUGCGACGACGUUUCCACCACGUUACGCGCGCGAGACGCACCACGCGGUCAGGAGUAUACGUAUAAUGGCUGGCGUUUUUCACGUAAUUGUAAGGUGAUCGUGUUUAAUGAAUCAUCGAAUAUCGUACAUCGCACUCGAAGACGUUUGUAGAGGAGAGAGGAAGUUGGAUGCGAACGCGCGGCAGGUGUGCGUUGGAUACCAUCAACCAAUCAUCGCGCCUUCAGCGCGAUGCGACGCGUCGUCACGAAUCUCGAUCGGAUCUUCGACUUGAUUUGCUCAGCGCGUCGCUCAAUGUUACAUCCACCGAAUUUGACAUUCCCCGUGAUAAGAACGUCUCUCGUGAAAAAGGAGAAAAAAACAGAAAAAAAGAAAAGAUAUGCAAUCUCUUUUCACGUAGUUGUACGAUCGUAGCUUACACUCCUCAGCAUCCGAUUAACGGUUAGCGGUUCUAACGGCAAGUCAUCAACCAAAUAACAUUAUCAUACCAUAAGUAAAGUAAUCAUGAGCGCGCAUCGUCGCGCGCGCGAGAAUUGUAAUCAUGACUCUCUCGUUACUCGUGUUCGUGUUAUUAUUAUUAUUAUUAUUAUUAUUAUUAUUAAUAUUAUUAUGUCAUUGCCGACCUUCUCUCGGUUUUCUUUUGUCGAAAAUUUUUUGUAAAAAAUUCACCCGUGUAAUUUAUUGAUUGUUGACUCCCUUGGUGCCUUCAUUAUUUAUACACGUGUAUAUAAUCGACUGACACAGCCAACAAUUUUAUGUACAUGUAUCUAUUUAAAUUAUACGUUUGAUCGAA